This is a messenger RNA of Cyphellophora europaea CBS 101466, 3672 nucleotides long. RefSeq lists its product as uncharacterized. The record is from RefSeq and is a predicted model, not a curated record. The transcript is spliced from 2 exons. Gene Ontology annotation, cellular component: cytoplasm. Gene Ontology annotation, biological process: intracellular signal transduction; protein phosphorylation. Lineage: Eukaryota; Fungi; Ascomycota; Eurotiomycetes; Chaetothyriales; Cyphellophoraceae. Gene Ontology annotation, molecular function: ATP binding; protein serine/threonine kinase activity. The coding region runs from base 1 to 3672 and encodes 1223 amino acids.
AUGGAGAAAUCGACCGGAGCGGAGCGCUCCUCACCGAGGCGUCGACCGCUGGGCGAACGCCAGCCUCGUGCCACGCCUCAACCCACGCCUACCAAACCUGCUGCUGUGCCGAACACUCCGUCGCCACGCAUGCCCCACCACGAGUCUCUGCAAUCCGAAGGCAAUCUAUCUGCCCGUGAGAAGCGUACGGCUGGCGGUCCGGCGAACAAUCCUGAUCCUCCAAACGAUGUUCCCGCCGAAUCGGAACGCAAAGUCGUUUACACUAACAAGGGCAAGAGAAAGACGCAUGUGGGUCCAUGGCAUCUGGGAAAGACACUCGGCAAAGGCGCUACCGGCAGAGUUCGCCUCGCUCGUCAUAGUAUAACAGCGGAAGUCGUUGCUGUCAAGAUCGUGUCCAAGAAGUCAGCAGCCAUGGUCCAGAGCGCCAGCAUGGCCAGAAUCGACAGCGAUACCGCGAAUCCUGUCAACAAGUUGGGUACCCGGACCAUGCCUUUCGGUAUCGAGCGAGAGGUCGUCAUCAUGAAACUCAUCGAGCACCCGAACGUCAUCAACCUCUAUGACAUUUGGGAGAAUCGUGGAGAGCUUUACCUCAUUCUGGAGUAUGUUGAAGGAGGGGAGCUCUUCGACUAUGUCUCCAGCACCGGUGCUUUGCCCGAACCAGAGGCUGUUAGACUGUUCCGCCAGAUUAUCUCCGGCUUGUCAUACUGUCAUCGCUUCAACAUCUGCCACCGGGACUUGAAGCCGGAGAACAUCCUGCUCGAUAAAGACCGCAAUGUAAAAUUAGCUGACUUUGGCAUGGCAGCACUACAGCCAACGGGCAAAUGGCUCACGACUUCAUGUGGUAGCCCACACUACGCCGCGCCUGAGAUCAUUCAGGGCCUCCAAUACCGUGGAGACAAAGCCGAUAUCUGGAGCUGCGGCAUCAUCUUGUUUGCAAUGCUCAAUGGCUUCCUACCUUUUGACGGCGGAGAUCUGACCACUACUCUGAGAUUGGUCAGAAAGGGCGACUACUUCUUGCCGCCAAAUUUGAGCGUCGAGGCUUCCGAUCUCGUUCAACGCAUUCUUCAGAAGCACCCAGAGCGUCGCAUCUGCAUGGAUGACAUUUGGGCGCACCCUCUGCUGCGCAAGUAUGAGCGGUACCAUGCCUCCCUCAAUCCAGGAGUCAACUUGCCCGGCCCUGCUGCCGCAUUCACGGAGGACCAAGUUACCCAACGUGUUGAGGAUAUCGAUGACAUCGACCUGGACAUCUUGCGCAGCCUACAGACGCUUUGGCACAGUGAAACACCCGAAACACUAAUGGAGCGACUCAUCAAUGACGAAAACAAUCACGAGAAAAUGUUCUAUCACGCUUUGAUAAAAUUCCGAGACGAGCAACUGGAAAACUACGAUGGUGAUCCGUUGCAGUACUCUGCCAGUGACUAUCAUCACAUUACCAGACCGCAGCCAAAGAGUCCCAAGCGCAAAUCUGCGGCCAAUGGACUCGGUCAUACACGACGACCAUCCCAAUUCUCCAUCAUCAGCGACACUGGAGCCAAGCGUGACACUUAUUACAAGAACCCGGCAAUCUCGGCGAGCAAGGCCACUCAGAGCACGUACGACCCUUACAGAUCGUCCAAGACCCCAAUUGUCGAGAGUCCCAAGAAUACGCCCACCGUCGUGAUUCGGAGAGAUGCGCGCGCUGGCAGCAUUCAAGGCGGUAUCCGCCACCCCGCUCUGAAUCGUGUUCAAAACGAGAUGUCUCAUGUAGAUGUGGCUGAGGAGCCUGAGCGGCCGAUCCAAACGAGGCGAACCUCCUACUCUACCAUUACUUCGAAGAGCUCCGUGGCAAGUUCCAAGCGAGUGGGCCGUAUGAGAAAAUCCGUGAGCUACAAGCGUCGAGUGAGCUUCCCUCGGCAGCGACAAGCCCCAGGUCCUACACAUGCUCCCAAAGCACGCUCGACUGGUCCGGAGCCAAUAGGCUCUAGCGCUGAUGUGUCCAUGGAUCGUCCCCGUACACGUGGCUCAGAGUCCAUGAUUAGCACCACAUACAGCAACCCCAGCCUGCCCACUCCGCCAGCGGCCACCCGUCCCCGCAGACCUGCAUCGGACAUGCAAAUUAAAAAGGGCCCAGCUCUGACUCAGAGUUGGCGAGAUGAUACCCGCAAAGUCAGUCAGGAGCUUGGAAAGAUUUGCGAAGAGGCUUUCAAUCGAUCCUCCAUUUCUUCAACCAGCGCUGCAAGUCAUUAUGCUACCGCUGACACACCACCCACUUCUGUCGGAACUCAAGAUGGACGUCUUUCAAGCUACCUUCGCGAUAGACCUCUGCCAGAGACUCCAGCUUUGAGAGAACUACAGGAGAAGCGCCAGAAAGUGAUUGACAUGUUCAGUGGGCAUGACGAUGUAGAUCUGAAAAAGAUGCUUGCUCCCAUUGAUGUGCUCAUCAAUGAAGAGCUGAAGCGACAGAAAGGACAGGCGGCUGCGAACGCUGCUGCCGAUCGGCGUACAUCGAGCAUGCCACUGCCGAGAAGCACCAUGGAGGAUCUUAAGCGUCUCCGCGAAGAUGCUCCUCGCGCGGCUUCUGAUCCUUUUGGCAAGAAUCCCAAACCUCACGACGCGACUGUGAGGCUUGUACCAGCUUCGUCACCCCAAGGGAGCAGGUUAUCCCCAGUCAAUGUGCGGAAGAACAAGGCGACGCCUAUCAACUCUAUGCGAGACGGCCGCGUGGACCCUGCCCUUACCCAACAGGACCGUCAGGGCUAUGAUUCGCGACUUUACAACAGCAACAUGGUCCUCGCCACUAUCCAAGAAGACCCACCUUCCUCGCCGAAGAAGAAAGCAUCAACCACCUCACUUUCACGCAAGUGGUCGUGGCUGAACAAGCGUAACAUGGACGAGAGCUCUCGUUAUACUGGCGACGGCUACUCCCCAGAGAAGACCUUGGAUCAGUCGGGACAAGAGCCGAUGGCCUCUGGGGCGCUUGAUGCUUCAAACAAUAAAGCCUUGGCGGUCGACACCCCAGAGCGCCAACAAUUGAUCAGCCAGAAGAGAAAGUGGUUUCAAAAGAUGUUUGGGAAGUCAGCGAAAGCCAAGCAGGCCGACAUUCCGAUUCACACCGACCACGAGAUCGUGGAUGAUGCAUCAGAGGAUCUCAACGCCAACGGGAACAAUGAAGAGCUUGUCGGAGGUAGGACCUCACGGCGCAGCUUCAGACCUCACACCAGCGUCGACGCUGCCACCGCAGCCGCGGCGCAUGCUCCGAUUGAGAUUAGCCAGAAUUGGCUUGCCAAGUUCUUCCGCAUCAAGCCUGCGACUCGAAUCAUAUGCCUUCAGGUCAGCAAAGGUCGUGCCAGUAAAGACAUUGUUCGUGUCCUCAAAGACUGGCGCAAAUACGGCCUUCGCGACGUUGUGUGUGAGAGACGUGCUGAUGGCGACAUGGUGCGAGGGCGGGUUGAUGCCUGCAACUACCUGCACAUCAAGCCAGUGACUUUCCACGCUUUCCUCUACUGUGUCCUUGAGCACGGCCGAAAGGCCAAUUUGAGUGUAAUCAAGUUCACUCAGGAGAAAGGCGCGGCCAGCAGCUUCUACCGCGUGGUCGAGACUUUGGAGUCAGUUCUUAAAGAGCGUGGUCUGGUGGUGCUGGACCCUGUCCGCAAGAAGGGCAUCGAGCGAAGCCUGAAGGAAGCUGGUCUCUAA